GUACAAUACCUAUGGUUACAUCAUUUAUUUCAACAUUGAAUACAAAUACUGGUGUAGCGCAACUUAGCGCCUGGCUUACUAGUCAAGCUAUUCAUGUACCUCCUGGUUGGAUUGAUGCUUGUGUGGCUUGGCUUGCUGAAGAGCAUGGAGGUAUUGAUGCAUGUAAUCAUCUUACAAAGUCUGAUUGGUGUCGAUUAAUAUAUGAGCAAUGGCUUCAUUCUGAUUUGAAGCAGUUAGAAUGUCCAGUUCUACCGUCAACUAUAUCUACUUCAAGAAAUCCCCAUGACAAUUCGCUUAGCAGUGGUACUGAUGCAAAUACCAUGAAUUCACCUGCACUUAAGCUGGAUGGUGAACUUUGUCUUCAAGUUGUCAAUUUAUUCAACAUAGGCGAAUCAUACUAUGGUCAACUGAGACGACAUGAGGGUAAUUUGAGCGUGAAUCUACCUUCAUUGGAAGUAGACAGUGAAAAUAAUCCAGAUGGACAUACUACACAAAUGACACAAGCUUUUAGUCAAUAUCUUAAUCAGAGUCCAACUCAAACAAACAAUUUUAGACAGUCAACAAUGGCCAAUUGUCUCACUCUAUUUCUUACUGAUGGAGUAAAUGAAAUCAAAGUUAUUGAAUUUGGCACCCAAUCCACAAGAUCACGAUCUUCUUUACCUUUUAAAGAAUUAUCAAAAAAACUUCGACCUGGAGUAAAAAUUCGUCUACGUGGACCAUUACUUUUACGUAAUAACGUCUUACUUGUUCCUCCCGGUGCUUUACAGUCACUAUCAAGCCAUCAAUUGGAAGUUUUAGGCGGUGAGGUUGAUGAACUCUUAGAAAACUAUGAAGAAAAUACUAUGUAUGAGGUUGGUAAACUAUUGGCUAAUAAACUAAAUAUACCAUUAACUGAAAAUAACAGCUUGCCGUCUUGGUUUCCUCGUGUAUCAUCUAGACAGUUACGCAGCUCAGCUGGUGAUAAUCUGUUACCCAGUAUAGAAGUGCCCAAUGAGCAGUCUAAUUACGUACCAGACGUUCAACAAAACCGUGAUAAUAACAUUUCUAACAGUGGAAAUAGCAGAGAUCCACUAAGUUCUGUUCGUUACCCAUUGAGUACUGCUUCUACUGGUGAUAGGGGUGUCGUCGGUGGCAGUGGUAGCGUUUCUCCAGAAUUAUGGGAUGAUGAAAUAUUCGAUGAUGCAAUAUUGAGUCAUGCUGCUCAAUCUAUGGAGAAACAGUUAGAUUGUAGUAGAAGUGGUGUAUCGAUUCCACGAAGUUCUGUCCAUUCGUUCAAUGAUCCACUUCGUUUACCAACAAGUGUUAUAUCUGAUGAACGAGAGCGACUGUCAAAUGAAUCUAAAUUUAGUGGUCUUCAACGUACUCACAGUGUUGUUGAUGAGAGCAAAAACAAUGUUUCUAUUGAUAGCGAUGAUCCGUUUUUAGAAGAUCAAGUCGAUCCAGAUAUAUUGGCUUCUGCUCUAGCUGAAAUAGACGAGCAACAGUCAAUGAAUUCUACAAACUUUCCCAAAACUAAUCAGUUAAAAGGGAAUGAGAUGCGAAUUUUUCAAUCCAAUAAAAAUGUAUCCGAAACAACUGCAACUUCGUCCACAUUAUCAUCAACUUUAAUGAAAACAAGUACAGUAAGUCAACCGAUAAAAUCACAAAUAGAAUCAAAACAAAGUUUGAAACAAACGUUAUUAAAGCUACAGUCACGCAGUCGAUUAGUGGAUAAACUGAAUGAUAAUCCAUCACUCCCUUCUUCUUCUUCUUCUUCUUCUAAACCGCAACCGACUGAACCAUUCUCACCAGAACCAGUAAAACCAGACAUCAAAAAAGUACAAACUAACAUCGAUAACAAUGAAGAUCUUCUGCCACCAGUUCCUAAACGUAAAACAUUGGAAUUCAAGCAAACAAACAGUACUAUUGCAAGUAAUAGCAAAUCUAAAAAUAUACUACAGUUUGCAUCUUCAUCCAGCCAUCAAGUUGUUUCAACGGCUACAGAAGAUAAUCAUGAUAAACACAUGGUCAGUAGUAGACAACUGUCAUCCAGUUCAUUAGAAAUUGAUUAUCACUUUCAUCCAUUUUGUUAUAUUCAAGAUAUAUAUGAUAAACUACUUAAAACAAAAGAUAGUAGUAAUGGUUCAGCCUCCAUAAAUACUGUUUACACAAUUCGUGGUUUGCUUAUUAGUUUGUUGUCAUCAUUAGAACAUCAUAAUGGUACUAAAUGGACACUAGCUGUGCGAAUUACAGAUGGUAGUGCAAUUCUUGAUCUGGAUGUCGCUUCAGACUUACUAACUGAAUGGAUUGGUUUAACUCCUAGUGAAAGUGAAUCAUUAAGACGAUUGAGUAAAAUUGACUCGGAUUCUUCGAAUCCACUUGCAGUUCAAGAGGUUUUAUGAAUAGAAUUAUACUAGUUGGAAUGUGAAGAUUGGCAUGGAUUACCAAUGGAUUAGACUGACUACAUUAGAAAUGAAUUAAAUUGAAAUAACUGGAUACUAUUCAAUAAUACCUAAAGUUGUUGUUCUUAAUAAUUUUCUCUAAAAUUAUUAAAUGUCUUUCUUUUCCAAUAGUCUUCGAGAAAAAAAAGUUAAUUGGAGGCAAUUAACUAUUCUCUUUAUUUUGUUCGUUCUACAUGUGUGAAUUUCAUUAGAACCAUGGUUUGACCUUAGUUAAACCGCCAUUAAAAACUUGGAAUUACUGGAUGAUCACUUCGUCGUAGUAUGGAACUUCCAAGUAAUGACGAUCUUCGACCCACAAGUUGGAAUCGUAUUUAGAAUAUUCGGUUUUGCGCAAAGAUUUUUCACAUGUAGACAACUGAACUGGCAUUCGACGGUGUUUAUAUCUAAGUUCAAUCAGUUCAUGAAAUCCAACAGUCUCCACAAUCACACGUUAUCAAAAUUAAUUAUUACCUUUUCAUUAUUUUGACCUGUAAGCAUGUAAGAUAACAUUUCAGCUAGUGAAUGGUCAUUGAGAGUCAAACAGAGUAGUGGACUAUCUUGUUAACCUUGUCACCGAUGUUACUGGGUUUCAAUGAUCUAUAUUUUUGGAUGCUUAUAAUUCAUAACUGACAUUAUUUUCACCAUUGAUUAGAUUUGGAAAUUCACUUCAGUUUACAUGUAAAUUCAUGGUUUUUUUAUUUCGUUUCAAGAUGAAUCGUCAGUACGUACAGCUUGAAAUAACAAUGAUGUUAGUCACUGCCAAGUAUCGUUUGAGAUUCAAUUAUUGUUUUAAUUAAGAGAAUCAAAAGUAGUUUAGCGCAAAAAUUACUACUUCAGGAUGCCAUUUUCUAAAGCGUUUAGGUUAUAUUCAUAAUUGGUGCAUAUAAAAAGUUAUCUUUUGAUAAACAUAUUGUUUUUUUUUUGUUGGUAAAGAAUUCUUUAAGGAUGAAAAAGCAACGGAGUAGUAAAUAUAUUAAGACAAGUAUAUUGUCCUACAAUAUGUAAAUUGUUUUUGUUUUUACAUUGAAGUAUAAGUUUAAUGGGGAUUAAACAAAAGGAGAAUGCGAGAAAAAUGACAAUCAGGAUUAUAAUCAUUAAAUGCAAAUCAAUAAUACAAAUUUCUGUCAUCGAUUGAUGUGUUGUGAGCAUCCAAACUGCACAAGUAUUGGAUCUUCACUCAACCACUUCGUUUAAUUUUGCAAGUAGUUUUUUAAGAUCACUGUUAAGAAGUGAUUGAAAUCAACUAAGUAUCUCAAACACUCAGCUGUUGUUUGAUUAAUAUUCCGUCAAUGACUAAAUAGAGUAACUCAAAAGAUCACUAUCUGUUUUAACAAACAUUGUGUUGUGUACUACUGAUGUCGACAGAUAUAAGUAGUAUAUAUCAUUCGAAAUUAAAAUGCCCGAAGGUAGAAGGUCGAAGGAAAGAGAACAGAGAAUGAUUGAUAUGGAGACGAAAGAACAAUAAAUUCUGAGACGACUGAUUGACAUUUUCUAGAAGGAAUAGUCAACUUUGAGAUAAUUGAUUGACCGUUUGUAAAUGAAGUAUUUACUGUAUGGUUCCCAGGUUUUACUAAGAUGUUCUGUAAUUUUGUAUUCAGGUACAUUCGAUUGUCUCCAAUUGUGUUCUCGUUCACUACAAUAUAAUCUACUUUUCAAGAAUACAUGAAUCAGUAGAUAUAUUUAGAUAAAUUAAUGAAUUAGUUUAUUUUUAAAUCUCCUGUUAGAAGAAUUAAUUUAAAGCUUAGUGGAAAAUUUAUGUUACUGUACCACCUUUUAUUAUAAAAUUCUAUAGCAUUUCGUCGGUUUCUUUUUCCAAGUUCCAAUCAAUCUACGAUAUUACUUGACUUAAAUCCAUCUCCAUAGAUAAUUGAUUACCUAUCUUACAUUCGACAUCAUUAAAUUUCACUAUUCUUAACUAAGCCUAAAAAUGUAAACCAUUGAAUGAAUAUUCAACAAUCCAUAAAAUUAAACUUUCGUUACAAGCCAUUUAGAUCCUAAAUUCAAUCUCUCAUAUUGUCCUUAAUGCUCAUUUAUCUUACUUACUUAUCUACAAUUAGUUUAUGAUGUAUCUUUAACCACUACGUAUUCUUGCUUACAUUCUUAGUAAAAUGAUUUUAUUGUGUUUUGUUUUCUUUUAAAUCUAUUUUAUUCAUCUUUUAUGUAUUUCCUUUUAUCAC
Messenger RNA from Schistosoma intercalatum, 4597 nucleotides. Lineage: Eukaryota; Metazoa; Platyhelminthes; Trematoda; Strigeidida; Schistosomatidae. The record is from the annotation of a GenBank genome assembly.